Sceloporus undulatus (fence lizard) is the source of this 2054-nucleotide messenger RNA. RefSeq names its product cysteinyl-tRNA synthetase 2, mitochondrial (gene CARS2). Gene Ontology annotation, molecular function: ATP binding; cysteine-tRNA ligase activity. The record is from RefSeq and is a predicted model, not a curated record. The transcript is spliced from 15 exons. Bases 48 to 1784 code for a protein of 578 amino acids. Lineage: Eukaryota; Metazoa; Chordata; Lepidosauria; Squamata; Phrynosomatidae. Gene Ontology annotation, biological process: cysteinyl-tRNA aminoacylation. Gene Ontology annotation, cellular component: cytoplasm.
GCUGCUGCCGCUGCUGCCGCCGGGCCAUGCAGCUCUGGCUCUAGCUCAUGGUGAUGAUGAUGAUGAUGCAACGCUUAAGUCUCCGGCAGUGCGGAUGGGCUUCUGUAGCGGGAUGGAAGCGGGUUUGGCGCAGGAGGGAGAGCCAAUGCUGCAGCGCUGUCGGCGCCGCGGUCCCUGGGGCGAAGUGGGUGAAGCCCAAGGGCCGGGAGACCGGCCUCCAGACCUACAACAGCCUCAGCAGGAACAAGGAGCCCCUGGUCCUGGGGAACCCCCAGGUGGUCACUUGGUAUAGUUGUGGACCAACUGUGUAUGACCAUGCACACCUUGGACAUGCUUGCUCCUAUGUUAGGUUUGAUAUAAUUAGAAGAAUAUUGACACAGAUGUUUGGAAAGGAAGUGGUCAUGGUGAUGGGAAUUACAGAUAUAGAUGACAAAAUAAUUAGGAGAGCCAAUGAGAUCGGUAUAUCACCAAUGUCUCUUGCCCGUUUUUAUGAGGAAGAUUUUAAGCAGGACAUGGCUGCUUUAAAGGUUCUUCCUCCUACAGUCUAUAUGAGAGUGACUGAAAAUAUUCCUCAGAUCAUUUAUUUUAUACAGAAGAUCAUUACUAGUGGACAUGGCUAUGCAACUUCAAAAGGUAAUGUUUAUUUUGAUGUCCGUUCUAGGGGGGACAGAUAUGGAAAGCUAGCAAAUAUAUAUCCUGAUAACCGAGAAGAACCAGCUGAUAGUGAUAAGUCUCACAUGAAGGAUUUUGCUCUUUGGAAGGCAGCCAAACCUCCAGAGAUGUGCUGGGAUUCACCCUGGGGGAAAGGAAGGCCUGGCUGGCACAUUGAAUGUUCAACCAUCUCAAGUCUAGUGUUUGGAGGACAUUUGGAUAUCCACACUGGUGGAAUAGAUCUUGCAUUUCCCCAUCAUGAAAAUGAAAUUGCUCAAUGUGAAGUUUAUCAUCAAUGUGAUCAAUGGGGAAAUUAUUUUCUGCAUUCUGGACAUCUGCAUGUUAAAGGGAGUGAAAAAAUGUCAAAAUCACUCAAAAACUACAUUACAAUUAAGGAUUUCCUGAAAGAGUUUUCAUCUGAUCAGUUCAGAAUGUUUUGUUUACGGAGCAGAUACAGGUCAGCUAUAGAAUACAGUGACGACAACAUGAGUGAUGCAAAGAGUAUCCUGCAGAUUAUCUGUUCCUUUCUGAGUAGCGUGAAUGCCUAUAUGAAAGGGCAACUUCUCUGUGAAGACAUUAAGGAGGAUGUUCUGUGGGAGAGGCUUGCUCACACUAAAGCAACCGUAAGGGCCGCCUGUGCCGAUGACUUUGACACCCCCAGGGCUGUUGGUGCAAUUAUGGACCUCAUUCACCAUGGCAACAGACAGCUUAAGGCCGUCACUAAGCAGGAAACUGGAUCUCCUCGAAGCGGUGUUGUGUUUGGAGCCAUUGUUUCCUAUAUAGUGGAAUUUCUUAACACAGUUGGGAUCACCCUCUCUGAAGCAGAGGUUACUCCAGAAAACAAACACUCAGCCAUGCUUUGUAGUGUGAUAGAUGAACUGGUAAGCUUCCGAAGCAAAGUGCGCAAUUUUGCCCUCGCUGCACCUGAAGCAACUGUCGGUCUGUCUGCUGAAGAAGCAAAACAGCGGGAGAAAGAGGAAAGACGGCGCCUAUUGCAGGAGAGAGCUCCCCUUCUGCAAGCAUGUGACAGUCUGCGUCAAGACCUUUCUCUGUAUGGUAUCACUAUAAAGGAUAGAAGCACAACCUCUACAUGGGAACUCAGAGAGCAAAGUAAAGAGCUGGAAAAGAGCUGAUGUAUGAGUACAGAUGGAGUGUUUUAAAAGAGUUCUUAAUCUUCCUUGAAUUGUUAGACUUCAUAUUGAAGCAGCCGAAAUAUUUCUUGUGAUUUUCUGCUUUAAAAUUGGAAAUCCAGAAGCCUUUUCUUUUCUUUGUAAAGACUGGUGGUGAAGGUGACUGCCAAUCUAUAGCACUGGCUUUUCUAUGUUUCUGUUUAGACCACCCAUGACCAUGUAUGCUUUGCCACCUACAUGAGAGCUAAACUGUGCAUCCAGAUAUUUAUUUUU